CUUAAGAAUCUAAUCUGCCAUGACAACGUUCCUCAUCGUCUCCAUAUGGUUCAUCGUUGCUUUUUUAGUCCACUUCUUCAUCAAAAAGUACCUUAAAUCCCACAAAAGGGUUGAUGAGCCGCCAAGCCCACUAGCCCUUCCCAUCAUAGGCCAUCUCCAUCUAAUAGGCUCGGUCCUGCCCAAGUCCUUUCAAACUCUGGCCCAAGUUUAUGGCCCACUCAUGAAGAUCCGUCUCGGUGCAUCAACGUGUGUUGUCGUCUCCAAUGCUGCAGUGGCGAAAGAAAUCUUCAAGACCCAAGAACUCAAUUUCUCCUCCAGGCCUGAAUUUGGGUCCUCUGAGCAUUUUAUCUACAGAGGAUCGAGAUUUGUGACGGCGCAGUAUGGUGACUACUGGCGUUUUAUGAAGAAACUGUGCAUGACUAGGCUCCUCGCGGUGCCACAGCUCGACAAGUUCAUCGAUGUUCGAGAGGAAGAAAAGAUCAAGCUUGUAGAGUCGGUGAUGAGGUGUUGUAAGGAAGGUAGACCGUGUGAUUUGAGUAGUGAAUUGACGACUUUGACGAACAAUACAAUUUGCAGAAUGGCAAUGAGCACAAGGUGUUCGGGGAAAUGCGAUGAGGCACAGGAGAUUAAGGAAUUGGUCCACACAUGUUUGAUGCUCGCAGGGAAACUGAGUCUGGGAGAUGUGUUGGGUCCUCUCAAGGUUUUUGAUUUCUCUGGUACUGGGAAGAAGCUUGUGGGGGCUCUGACAAAAUAUGAUCAGCUUGUGGAGAGAAUCAUGAAAGAACAUGAAGACAAGGCUAGUAAUUUUUCUCAAGGAGAGAAGAAAGAUUUGAUGGACAUAUUGCUUGAGACUUCUCGAGACCCAACUGCAGAAUUGAAACUAUCCAGAAAGGACAUCAAAUCUUUCUUGCUCGAUCUAUUCUUUGCUGGGACGGAUACAUCAUCAUCAGCAAUGCAAUGGGCCAUGGGAGAGCUCAUCAACAAUAUAAAAGCAUUCAAAAAGCUUAGAGAAGAGAUCAACACUGUUGUGGGUUCCAAAGGGCUAGUCAAAGAAUCAGACGUCCAAAACCUUCCUUACCUCCGAGCAGUCAUAAGAGAAACCUUAAGACUCCACCCAUCAGCACCGUUGAUCAUAAGAGAAUGUGCUGAAGAUUGCAAUGUCAAUGGCUGCCUUGUCAAGGCCAAGACUCGGGUGUUGGUCAAUGUUUAUGCAGUAAUGAGAGACCCAGAGUCCUACACUAACCCAGAUGAGUUCAUGCCAGAGCGGUUCUUGGAGAGCUCAAAUGAGAAAAUUGGAGAGCAUCAGAUGGAAUUCAAGGGUCAGAAUUUUCGGUAUCUGCCGUUUGGGAGUGGACGGAGAGGAUGCCCCGGUGCAUCACUAGGCAUGCUGAUCAUGCAUGCAGCAGUUGGAUCCUUGGUGCAAUGCUUUGAUUGGAAAGUCAAGGAAGGAGAGGAGGUUGAUUUAAGCCCAGGAUCAGGAUUUGCUGCAGAAAUGGCUCGACCGCUUGUGUGCUACCCAAUCGAGCAUGUCAAUUCUCCAUGAUUAAAUUUCUGCCAUGGAAGAUCAAAUAAAGAAACUGUACAUGUCAGUUAUGCAAAGUACAAGCCUUUUGUGUUA
Molecule: messenger RNA, 1618 nt
Organism: Tripterygium wilfordii
Lineage: Eukaryota; Viridiplantae; Streptophyta; Magnoliopsida; Celastrales; Celastraceae
Product: 3,9-dihydroxypterocarpan 6A-monooxygenase-like
Exons: 2
Coding region: 20-1543 (507 amino acids)
Cellular component (GO): membrane
Molecular function (GO): oxidoreductase activity, acting on paired donors, with incorporation or reduction of molecular oxygen, NAD(P)H as one donor, and incorporation of one atom of oxygen; iron ion binding; heme binding
Source: RefSeq, a predicted model, not a curated record